Messenger RNA from Rangifer tarandus platyrhynchus (Svalbard reindeer), 804 nucleotides. The record is from the annotation of a GenBank genome assembly. NCBI's taxonomy places the organism in Eukaryota, Metazoa, Chordata, Mammalia, Artiodactyla, Cervidae.
AUGCAGUGUCUGGUGUUCAGAAGGCUCGUCUGUCAUCUGUCUACCUUCCAACUGAUUUGGUUCUUGGCAGCACUGGUGUUAUGCAGGGCACAAGUGGUGACCCAGGACGUAAAAGCACUGCUGAACACACCUGCUUCUUUAAGAUGCUCUCUGCAACAUCCCCAAGAAGUUUUGAUUGUGACAUGGCAAAAAAUCAAGGCUGUAAGCCCAGAAAACAUGAUCACCUACAGCGAGAACCAUGGGGUUGUAGUCCAGCCUGCCUACAAGGACAAGAUAAACAUCACCCAGCUGGGACUCAUGAACUCAACCAUUACCUUUUGGAAUACCACCUUGGAGGAUGAGGCGUGUUACAAGUGCCUCUUUAAUACCUUUGGUUCUGGAAAGAGCUCAGGAAUAGCCUGCCUCACUCUCUUUGUACAGCCCACAGUAUUCCUUCACUAUAAAUUAUCUGAAGAUCACCUAAAUAUCACUUGCUCUGCCAAUGCUCGCCCAGCCCCUAUGAUCUCCUGGAAGGUCUCUGGGUCGGGGGUUGAGAACAGUACCGAGAUCGUCUCACACCCCAAUGGAACAACAUCUGUCACCAGCAUCCUCCAGAUCAAAGACCCCAAGAGACAGGUGGGGAAGGAUGUGAUCUGCCAGGUGCUACACCUGGGGACUGUGACUGACUACAGGGAAACUGUGAACAAAGGCUUUUGGUUUUCAGUUCCACUGCUGUUAAGCAUUGUCUCCUUGGUAAUUCUUCUGGUCUUAAUCUCAAUUCUACUCUACUGGAAACGUCAUCGGAACCAAGAUCGAGAGCCCUAG